UUGAUAAGGAAAAUUGCUGAUGAAACUGGUCGAAGGUAUUUGCGGAAGAAGCAGGCCGACACUGGUGUGAAACACUGGCCAUAUUUGUGUUGGUGUCGGAGUUUUGGCAGCUCCUGCAUACAGCUGGGAGGACACAGUCAUCAUUAGUAGUAUGAGAAAGGAUGGCGAGCUCCACCCGUGUUUUUCAGAUCUCUGGCAUCAAGAACCGGGACAAGAAGAGAGCUUUGGUCCAGGGAAUCCGGCAGCUAGGUGGAACACACAUAGGUGGCUCAGUGUAUAAGUGUGAAAGCACCCAUCUGAUCAUCCCCAAGGUUCUGUUGAGUGAGAAGUUUUUGGCCGCCUGUGCGUCAGGAAAGUGGGUUGUGUUUCCAGACUAUGUGUUGGAAAGUGUCAAGAAUGGCACCUGGUUGGCAGAGGGACCCUUUGAAAUCUCUAUUCCCACUGGCUCCACGUCUUCCUUCUAUCCCGUCAGACAGUGGAGGAGGAAGGUGACAAGUGGGAGGCUCAAAGGGGCCUUCCAGGGCUGGAGGGUCCUCCUAAUGGUCCAAGACCCCACCAACUUGGCCGUGUUCAAACGGCUGUUAAAAGCAGGCAGGGCUAAAGUAUACCACUGUCCUCUUCCUUCAUGUGCCUCUAUCACUCAUGUUAUGGCAAAACCAGUCACUGAUGACUCCAAAUCCCACAAUGCUCCUUGCUAUCCUGUAAGACACAUUGUCAAACAUCUCUUUGGGAGCAAUUAUUUGGAUGUCUACAACAUAAAAGAUGAUCUUCCAGUUGAGGAAAGGAAGGCGAGUUUUGUCGAUGCUGACUUCUCUAAACUGGAGACAGAGCUCAGGGAUUAUGUCAUCAAACAGGAGGGCCGGCCGAGACUGUGCUUCCUUGAAUUUCUUGGUUACCAUGACCCGUACCAUCCGCAGUCCCAGGCUACAGAAACAGACUUCAGCAAUGUUGGAAAUAUGAUAGAGUGCGGGCUCUUCAUUGAAGCCUUGGACUCAAUCAGGAGUGCUGUGUACCCAGGUCUGCUGCCACCAGCUGCUCAUCUGGUUUCCCUCAUAGACUACGCACAGCAGGGAAAUGCCACCCCUGUCUUCCUAAGACACAUUCAUCAGGUCAUGAAUAACCUGCUUGUUAACAACCCUCCCUGGCUGGCUCCCAGCACAGGAAAGAAAUAUUACAACCAGGUACUGCAGUGCCCUCGGUGUAAGACGGGCAUGUGGCCUUUUCUAGAGACGGCCAUCAGCUACUGUCUCUCCAGUGAGGUCACCUGUCACCCGCUCCCUGGGCCCGCCCUGCCAACACUGUUACAUUUCUACGGGGACCUCUUGGAUUUUUUCCUCAAGGUCUUCCAGGGAGAACUCCACUCUAUCACUGCCGGGGAGUUUGUGCUGCCUGAAGGAACUGGAGUCUCUCAGUCUUCAGCUUCAGGUUCUUUGCUGUAUGGAACCUUCUGGACUGUUUGGGAGCGCUCCACGCUGUUGUCCCGAGCUGUGAAACAACUUCUCCAACAGCUGAUACAAGCUGCAAAUCAGGAGCACAGUGCAAGGGAUAAGCAGCAGGAGCCUCAUGUGCUGCACACCCUGCUGAACCUCCUGUCCGUGUUGGUGGAGUUCUGGUGUCAGCAGAACUUCAAACUGAACCUGAGCCUGGUGGAAAAGGGUCUCAAAGACCUCGCAGAGCACUUUGCAGUUAUCAGCCAGGCUUUGUCUCCAGUGAUUCUGGCUAAUGUGGUUAUCAGGAUUCGCUCCACCAGGCUGAAACUGGUGAUGGCCGACGCCAUAUUCAAGAAUCUUUGCAGAAGUAAUGGAUUCACAGUUGGAGAUGAUCCUCUCUCUCUAAAGAAGAUGGUGAUGUCCUACCUGUCUGCUUUGGGGAGUUUGGCCCAGAGUCCUCCCGAUGCUCAAACCAGGACUCAAACCAGGACUGGACCCACCAGCCAAGAGACCAGCAUCAGCACUGAGAGCUCUUUGGUGAGAGAAACAAAUCCAGAGAAAGAGAACACCCCAAGAGGUUUGAACAGAGUCAAUGCAGCAGGAGAGACCCUCCUCCACAGAGCUUGCAAGAGGAACCAAGUGGAAACAGUGCUUCAGAUCCUGGCGCUUCCUGGCACAGACGUCAACGUUAAAGAUUACGCGGGCUGGACGCCUCUGCACGAAGCGUGUAACCAUGGCAGCACAGCCUGUGUGGAGGCUUUGCUACGUCACCGCCCUGCCCCUGUGCUCAAUAACCAGGUGGGUGGAGUCAGCCCACUGCAUGACGCCCUGCUAAACAAACACAUGGACAUCGCCAAAAUGCUACUGGAGCAUGCAGGGUCAGUUCUCCUGCAGCAGACGGACAGAGACGGCCGGACUGCUCUGGAUCUGGAUCUCACAACAAGUGAGAGGGAGGAGCUCCUCCACAGCACGCAGGUCGGAGACUCCUCCCUCCAAAUAGCAUCAAACGAGGUCUUGAACCUGCCCCUCUUGGAGGCCGGAUCCUGUCUGCUGGCCACCAUCAUGUUGUCCUACCAGCGAGAGAGAGGCCUACCGGGCCGAGUGCAGCCCAGUGACAAAGCCCACAGUCUGGGCUACAAGCUGGUCAGGGCCCUAGAGGAACACUCACUCCAAAGAGUGACUUCAGGGUGGAGCGACCAGCGGGCCGUGAGGCUGGUGGAGGACACAGAGACAAUGUUGGGGCUCUGCAGGGGGCGUUACCUGGGGCAGCUUUGGACAGCACUGAGAGAGUGCAAAGGUGACAACACGGUGCUUCUAAUGGCCUCAUUGGAGGAGCUUAAGUCACGGGCAGAAGCACUGCAAGCUGACCUGUGACAGACACAAUGGAAAACCAAAACAAAUAGCCCUGAAAUGUAUUCAUGUUGAAUUUUGGGUUGUUGUUUUUUUGUUUUUUUAAUACUAACGUUUCUGUAAAGUUACUACCUCAAUUUCUAGUUCUGGUUUUCUUCACCAAAUAGGAAUGAUGUGAGAUGGGUUUUUUUCACUUGUUAACUAUUUCUAGAAAAAUGAAUUAACAUAUCUGACUGUUGGAUUCCUUUGUUACGAUGUGAAGUCAUUCAGGCAGCAUUCAAAGUUACUGCCACAGUGAAAGAGAGUUAAACUAGUUCUCACAGACAGCCUCCUGGUCUGAGAUGAUCUAAUGUGGUCAGCGGCACGGACAGAUGUGAAGGAUGAGCCACUUCCUGAAGCUGAACAUGAAAUAGGAGAGGGGCUUAGGCCGGCAUGUUGGGGAAGGGCCGAGUGGGCGACAGAGAAGAGGAGGUGAGGAAAGGGGGAUUUGAACCUGAAAUGUGAACCAGUAAGAUGGAUGGCCUUAUGUUCCUUCAGUGUUUCCAAAGAAAAGAGGCUUUGUUUUUGCAAUAAUCCACACACUGUGAAGAUGAUAAAAAAUAUUUAAUCUCA
Molecule: messenger RNA, 3392 nt
Organism: Labrus mixtus (cuckoo wrasse)
Lineage: Eukaryota; Metazoa; Chordata; Actinopteri; Labriformes; Labridae
Gene: slf1
Product: SMC5-SMC6 complex localization factor 1
Exons: 18
Coding region: 162-2804 (880 amino acids)
Biological process (GO): positive regulation of double-strand break repair
Molecular function (GO): protein binding
Source: RefSeq, a predicted model, not a curated record